AUGGGAGAGGGGAGUUUGCUCGACUCCCUAUCCGGCCUCGUUGGCAAGGGAGUCAAGUUUGCCCAAAAGACUUUCUCGACUGUUGCGAAUACAGGUUUGGGGAGUUUGGCGGACAGUGCCUUGGACGGCUUCGACGCAGAAACUAUCAAAAAUGCGCUGGAGGAACCAAGUGUAGAGGGGAUCAUGAACAACAUCAUUCAGAUGGUUAUGUGGCAUGUAUGGAUAUCAUAUGUUAUUCCAAUGAUGUUGAUUAUGAGUUUCUUUUCCGCCUUAUUCUUCGCUGCGUUCGUCUAUGGAUGGCUGAAUAGGUGCUCGGCAGGAUUCAUGAGAUGUUUUACAAUGGUUGCGGAAAUGAUACUCUACGUUUACUGGAAAUCAAAAAAAUCGGUAGAUGCAUUUUGGGCUGAUUACAGUGAAAUUGACGAUUCUGGCAUCCUCUCUAAAUUUAGAGGCCAUAGAUACUUGCCUGCGGCAUACGCUAAGUGCAAGCUUCGUUGA
Messenger RNA from Babesia ovata, 498 nucleotides. Its product is annotated as sensor histidine kinase. Bases 1 to 498 code for a protein of 165 amino acids. The transcript has a single exon. The record is from RefSeq and is a predicted model, not a curated record. NCBI's taxonomy places the organism in Eukaryota, Apicomplexa, Aconoidasida, Piroplasmida, Babesiidae.